Molecule: messenger RNA, 1303 nt
Organism: Aspergillus candidus
Lineage: Eukaryota; Fungi; Ascomycota; Eurotiomycetes; Eurotiales; Aspergillaceae
Product: GFA family protein
Exons: 3
Coding region: 552-974 (140 amino acids)
Molecular function (GO): carbon-sulfur lyase activity
Source: RefSeq, a predicted model, not a curated record
UGAACAUUUACUUGGUGGGGCUUAAUAUAGAGGUGGGGAGAUCCAUAUGGUAUGAGCAAAUUGAUAAGCAAACACGGUGUGCAAGCCAAUUUCGAAGGUCUGUUGGUUGGAAAUUGUCUAGACGAGGUGUGGAAAGCAUCCAAUACAUCAAUAGUACUCACGGGUGGGGGAUAUUUUUAGUUUCUAUGGGGUCACUGGAUUUGUUGCUUGCCUGGAUAACAGAAACACACGGCGUAGACUCGUCUCGAGAUGUUCAUGUGCUGUCUUCCAUAAUUUCCGUCUUAAUCCCGGUCCCAAACUCCGGGACUUGAGCGAUAAAAAGCCUCACAGAUCUGAGAGCAUAGUUUCCUGGGCGGGGGAUAUCACCCGUUUUGACAUCUAGGAUAGCAUGGAUGGGACUUGUGGUUGGGCUGACAGACAGCUGACGUGAGAGCUAACCUGCCAAUCUGUGUUGAUGCUUACGGAUCACGACCCCGAAUAAUCCGUAUAUAUCCCACGACAUCCCCCAGCCUAUCCAUACCACUUGGCAACUAUCCUCAGUCCCACUCACCAUGACCGCAUCCAAGACCGGGUCCUGCCUCUGCGGCGCUGUCAAAUACACCAUCACCGGUGUACCGGAGCACUUCUACCUCUGUCACUGCAUCAGCUGCCAAAAGGCAACGGGUUCGGUCUUCGGGGCAAACUGCUGGUACAAGAAGUCGGUAAGACAAAUCACCCAAGGUAACCACUCAAUCACGACGUACCAGGACAAAAGCCCGGAAUCGGGCAAUCCCCUGCAACGCUCGUUCUGCACCACGUGCGGCUCCAACCUAUUCAUAAGCAACGAUACUAUGGACAAGCUGGGGGCUGUGUCCGUGACGAGCGGGACAAUCGACGAUCAGUCGGGUCUGCGCCCGACGUUGGAAGUCUGGGGGCGAGGACGAAGGGAGUGGUUGAAUCCUGUUGAGGGUGUUGAUGGGAAGGAUACGCAGUGAUCUUGGUUGGAAUUAGCUUUGGCCUGUGUUGCUGUGUCGACUUUUGUAAGGGUCAAUAAUUAGUGGGAAUAGGGUUAGUCACUGCGAAUAUGGUUCAAAACGCUUAUGGAGAUUGGCGGCGUCUAAACAGUGUCGGGAUCCUCAAUUUCGAGUUGUUUUAUUGGUCUCUCUAGAUGUGGGUGUAGCAGAGAUGGCAGAUUAAUAUGUCUCCUUCAACUUCAAGUGGGUUCCAUCGGUGGAUUGGCAGCUGCUUGCGACCAGUUGUUGUGCUUGUCUCUUCUUCUCUAUAGCCUGGAUGCUGGGACAGAAAUUCACUUCUGUCAGUGCCU